AUUAAUAGAACAGGCACUACGCGCCAAGCUUAGAGGUGUUGCUACUUAUCUAAGAGAUGAACUGUAGGGAGUAUUCUUUCUCCUUCGCCUUACAAUAUCCAGAAGUCCCAGAAAUUGUCUCAGCUCUGUUUCAUACUAUUCUACUACACAGGACCUUACCAACACUUGAUUUUAAAGGAGGAGCGGUUAGUUACAAUUCGUAUCUUGGAAUUCGAGAUGUUGAUUGUAAACACGUUGACUUGACGUAUGUGUGUGUAAAUUCUAGUCAACUUAUAGAGAAAGUAUCUUCUGCGGUGUCAGUGUUUGCCGAAACUUUGCGACGUGAUAGCUAUUCAACUAAUAUUAAUGGUGAAGUCCGCGGUGCAAUUAACCUUGAAUUUGUGGUUAAUAGAAAAGGAGGUUGGUUAGGACCAGAGGCUUCAGUUUGGGAACGUUGGAUUGUAAAUGUCUGUUUAAAGACUAUUAAUGCAAAUGAAAAAGAAGCCUAUCGUUGUCAGCUUAGCAGUCAACUGAGAGAUGAAUUAUGCACAAUUCUUGAAUACUUCAAUUCGCCUUCAGCAUAUGCUCCAUCACUGGGUAGUUCACAGGCGGAAACAGAGCAUAUUAUUGACUUUUCAAUGUCUGGAAUAUCACCUUACCGUUUCAAUAUAACCCAUCUUACUACAACAUCAGGUCAGAAUCGUUCCGGUGUGAGUGUCACUAUGAGGCGGAUAUUUAAAGAUGUUAGACUUUAAAUAGAGUAAAUUUGUCAAGGCUCAUUGUUUUUCUAUCAGUUUUAACUAAGCCAUAAUGCACCAAAGGGGGAUUUUAUGUGCUUAUUUUAAUAUGCAUUUGUAUGUAUGCUAUCAUCAUGUAGAGUUGUGCGCCUGCUAACUUUCAGUGACAUUUUUUUCUUAAUAUUCUCCUUUAUAUUAUGAGAUAUAAUAUAUAAUUCUUAUUAUCAUUGAAUUGUACAUGCAUAUAUAAGAUACAUACAUAAUUCUUCUUUGACCUUAAAAGUGUUAUGCUGUGAUACAUUAUGGGAAACGAUGCAUGAUCUAUAUAUGUCCAAACCAAGUUCACUGAGACCGAGCACUUCGGUCCAA
This is a messenger RNA of Trichobilharzia regenti, 1085 nucleotides long. The record is from the annotation of a GenBank genome assembly. NCBI's taxonomy places the organism in Eukaryota, Metazoa, Platyhelminthes, Trematoda, Strigeidida, Schistosomatidae.